Messenger RNA from Ruditapes philippinarum (Manila clam), 6713 nucleotides. RefSeq names its product synaptogyrin-2-like. Lineage: Eukaryota; Metazoa; Mollusca; Bivalvia; Venerida; Veneridae. Gene Ontology annotation, cellular component: neuromuscular junction; synaptic vesicle membrane. Bases 10 to 732 code for a protein of 240 amino acids. The record is from RefSeq and is a predicted model, not a curated record. The transcript has 4 exons.
CAUAAAUAUAUGACGUCAUUCCAAACUUCACAAGACGGAAAAAUGUCACUACCAUCACAACCUCAAGCUUAUGGAGCUGGCAUGGCUGGAGGGUCGUUUGACCCUGUCGCCUUCAUUAAGAGACCCCAGGUUAUUCUCAGGAUAGUUAGCUGGGUGUUUUCUAUAAUAGUGUUUGGAUGUAUAUCUGCUGGCGGAUACUACCGAGACCACUGUCAGAUGCGGGACAGUGGAGCAUGUGGCUAUGGUAUAGGUAUUGGGGUGAUGGCUUUCCUGUUCUGUAUAGCAUUCCUUAUCAUUGAUGUUCUCUUCGACAACAUGAGCAGUGUUCAACACAGAAAAUAUGCUGUCCUUGCAGAUCUCAUUGUAUCUGCUUUGUGGACAUUUCUGUGGUUUGUGGGUUUCUGUUUCCUGACAGAUCAGUGGAGACGAAGGGAAGAGAAGCCAGGGUAUAUUGCACCACAUGGUCAUGGCAAGGACAACAUUCAAGCUUCAAUAGCAUUCUCUUUCUUCUCCAUCUUCACAUGGGCUGGAUUAGCAUUCUUUGCAUUCAGAAGAUACCGUGAGGGAACAUCAGAGUCUCUUUCCUCUGGUUACCCUGACAACCAGCCGCAGACCCAGUCUUCACCAUAUUCAUCGUUCCCUGGAAGUGACGCAAGCGAUCCCUACCAACAACCUCCAUUUGCUGGCCAGAAGAGUGGGGAUAUCCCCGAAUACCAGGCCCCUACUUACUAGUCAUGAUUAUGAUGUUAGCUAUAAUACUAAAAUUAUAUAUUCCAUUCAUUGUAAAAUUAUUUUUACUUUUUUGAAGAGAUUAAGUUUGUUGUUUUAAUACUAGGGAGAUAAUCCUUUUUGUUUUGUGAAAAGGCAUGAACAAUAUUUGUUUGUAAUAAGAAACAGUGCAGGGUUAUGGUUAGGAUGGUGAAUAUUGAUGAUAAGGGUAACAUAUCAUGGUCUGGACAGAGUCAGCAGGGGGUCAGAUACUGUGUUGGAACAGGGCAUCAUGAGAAAAUCUCUCGACCCACAAAUAUAGUCAGUUGAUCCACAAAUAUAGUCAGUCGGGAGAUCAAAGUUAGUAUUAAAGUACAAGUACUUGAGUUUUAGAAAUUAAAAAUAAAUAGCAAGUUUCUGGAAGAUUAUCAUUAUGACCAUGUUUUGUAUCAUGGGGAAAAAAAUAUAAUAUUUCUUCUUUGUUUAAGCAGGUAAUUAUUUUAGUGCCUCAUAACCGAAAGUUGUGGUAAUGGUUUGAAAUUUCAUUACUAGUUUAAAGGAGGAACUUAAUUAAUUUAAGGAGAAAACUUUUUUGUAUGUUUUUUAAGUGUAUGUUAACAAAGAUUGACAAAAGCUUUUAGACUAACUUCAGCUAUAUCUAGUUUUUAAAGAUAAUUCAGUAUUUAGAAUAACCUAAUAUUUAUGAUAAUUUUAAACAUGGUUGUAGCAGUAUCUUUUUUUUAUUUUGUUUAAUUUAUUAAAUUAAUAUAGUGCAUUGUUGAAUACCUAACAAUUACUAGAAAUAAUGCUUUUGAGGUAUAUUUUCUGCAUAUAAAGUUAAUUUUUAUCUUUGAAUCUGAGAUGAUAGUGAUGGUAAAGUUUACAACGCAAUAAAAGUUUUUUUUUGUUUUUUUUUGUAACUUUGAAAUUUUUGAAAAUUUAACAUUUUUUAAAGUUUGUUCAACCUUGUCAAAUUUUAAUCAAUGUAGCCUGAAUCAUUGAUGUAUGAAUAUUAAUGAUUGAUAAUUUCAUAAUUGAUUGCAUAUAGUCAUAUUGUAAGUUUCCAAAUAGUAAAAAUAUGCCUGAAAUCGCUUACUGUACAUAUAAACUCGGAUUUUAUUUUAUAUAUGUAUUUUUUUCAUUGCUUAUGACUUACUUAAUGACUUUCAUUGUGGCUUGUAAAGAAGGUUUCAAAACAUCUAGAUAAUCUGUGCUUUUUCCUUUGUGCUCACACAUUUUAUUUGCUAUUAUUUGUAAAAUGUUUUCUUUUUUUAUUUUGUUAUUUUAUUUGUUGUUUUUCUUUUGUUCUUAGAGGGUUAGCCUUGCCCUAAAAACUGGUUGUUAAGAAGCUAUUUAUGUUUAUUAUAUUCUAUGUUACUGUUAGGAUAAGAUUUCUGUGGGUUUGACCUAAUUUCAUUCCAUUUUCUUUUCACAUAUGAAUUUAUUUUAUAGAUCAGAGUAAAUCCUUAUAGUUUGUAAUGUUAUGAAAAAGUUUUGUGAUUUUAAACCAUGCCAAAAUUAAACAAUGUAGAGGGUAUUGUAUACAAGAUAAACACAGAUGGAUGCAUUGAGUUUCAUACAACUUAUUAUGGAAGAAAAGCCUGAAAAUCAGAACUUUGACGUUUUGAUAGAAUAAAAAUAAUGAAUGAAAAAAUUAAUAAAUGAAUAAAAAUGAAAAAUAUCUAAAAUUACUGUAGGUUAUAUGUCCAGUUAAUAGGACUAACAUGCUAAAAAUAAAUGAUAGGAAUGUUUGUAAAGAAGUAAUGAUGAAACCAUUGAAAUAUAAAGGGUAUUUACAUAAUGAUAUAAGCGGUUGUGGUUUUCAUUAGAUAGAUACAGAUCCUUUUUUUUUAUCUUUAUACAAGUGUAUAAGUUUAUGCUUGCAAUAGCAUGUUAAUCUUGUAGCUUUUACAUGUAAGUUAUAGAUAAUCACGACUAAUGUUAACAUUCUAUAUCAUGUAUUGAGAUGUAUUGUUCUUUAUGUUAAAGAAUUGAAAUGGUUGCUUUGCAUAUGUGUGUCAUGCGUUCAUUGGUGUUUUUUUUCUGCUUACAAUUUCUGUUAGAUUACAUUAUUAUGUUUAUGUUUGUAGUUUGUUAAAGAAAUUUUUUUCAUGAUUUUGUACUGAGAAUAAUUAUUAGAUCUACAAUUUACAUAUUAGACGAGAAAUAUAUAAAAAUCUUGAUGCAGCUUGAUUUACAUUAAUAAUCAAAAGCAUAAUAUUAAAAUAUACACAGAAUAUCCCAAAAUCUUUCUAAGCAAUUUGUUUUUUUGUAUACAUGUUUACAUUGUUACUUCCAAGAAGAUCUUUAUGAAGCUGUUGCUUGUGGAAUAAAUCGGAAACUUAUGCCUACAUAUUAUGUAUCAUUUAUAUAGAAUACAUUAUGUUCAUUUGAUUAAAACCAGCUUAAGUACUUGUAUAUGCAUGUAUACGAUGAUAUUAUAUCAUACUGGCAAAAGAUGUGUUUACUUAACAUAUUAAUAUAGUCCAUUCAUAUGUACACUUAACUUACUGAUAGUGUUCAUACAUGUGUGACAAAUGAUGACAUAUUUUCAGUUUUAUUAUAACUUUUUAUACUGAUUUGUGGAAGAGCUGUAAAAUUCUUAUUGUUCCUCAUUUUAGACACAAAAUUUGAAUCCAAGUAGAAAAGUUUAUAGAAGUUAAUCAUUUACUGCAAAUACAAUUAUUUUAAAGCUGGUUUUUGUUAUGUUUGUAAGUGAAAGUGCCAUUAUGAGCACAGAAGUCCAUUCCAGAAAUGCCAUUCCAUCUGUAUUUAUUUACCUUAUGUUUAGAUAGUUUAUAAUAAUUUUGUUGUGAUAUUUUACAUUUAUUGUUAUCUUCCUUCUCUCUAUCUUUCUGAGAAAGGGGGAUAAUUCAUUCUAUCUUAUUGUAUAAGCAAUACUUUGCUGUGUGGUCUAUGUAAUAUAUUGUCCCCCCUUUAGCACUGCAUAGAUAGAUAUAUAUAUGUAUAUUUAAGUACCUUUAAACUAUUUACUAACCAGUCAUGUUCAAUCAUCUAUUUAUAACAAUAUUAUCACUCAUCACCGAUGUUGUAUAGAGUCUUUACCUUUUUGAAAUGUUGAUCCUGUCAGUUGCUGAUGUCAGGCGGUUUUCAAGCCCAAAGUCAGCCUUGAAAAGUAGAUUGGCUCUAAACAGCUAGCUUGCACCUGCCAGAUUUACUUCUUAACACUCUAGAAAAGAGUAAAAACCAUCAAACAGUUUCCAACAUCAGGAUUUUGUUUAGAUUAACUGAACCAGUUUUUGUUAAGCAUUUAUGUAAAUAAUGACAUCUGGUAAACUGGAUUGAACCUUUGUAAUGUUAUUGGUGUCUGUGAAAGUAAACCCUACAACAGGUAACUUGUUUAUGAUUUAUAUAAAAUGCUCUUUAUUUAAAGAGGUACAAACUAGCUUGAAACAAAAGCAAAACUGAAAUAUAAAUGAUGUAUUUUAGAAAAUACUUAGUAAUCAAUUACCACAGAAAUAUUUCUAAUUUAGCAGUGAUCAUCGAUUUAUAUGUUACAUUAAUUCAUUUAGUGGAUGUUGUUUUCACUCUUAGACCAUUAUGCACUCAUUUAUAUAUACACUAAUAAAAUGUCCAUUAAGGUUUGAUACAUGUAUAGUGUACACAUUAACAUGCAGGCAUUGAGAAGUUUGUCAGUAAAUUUAGGUUUGAGAAAAUAUUAAUCUUGAAAUUUUGAGGUUUUCAUUAAAAACCUAUUAUCAUAAACAUUUGUAACAAGUUAAAAAAAACCUAUCAUCACAAGUUAAAAAACCUUGUUUAUAAAUGACUCUUUGUGAAACUGGGUAGUUUUUUUUCCACGCAAUAUGUUUUAAUAAGACAAAAGAUGCAUGGUUACAAAUUGAUUGCUUUUUAAAUCUUGGCAGCAGCUUAUGCAAUCAACAUGCAGAAUAUGAUUAACACAGAAAAACAUAUAUGCAAUAUUUUGCUGAAACUAUGUUGCCAGGAAAUAACGCCAUGAAUUGGUUUUGUUUUGUUGCCAGCCUGUGUGAAACAUUGAAAAUAAAUUAUCACAGAAAUCAUAUCAUUAAGCUUUUGGCAUGAAGUAUAGAAUUGUAUAUAUCAGUAUUAUAAGUAGUGAAGUGUCAUAUUUUUCCUAUACAUAUGUCUGUUCAAUUAAAAAAGUGUACUUGGCAUUUUAAAGAAAUUUUAUCUCUUUUAUAAGUGAGGUUAUGUCAUACAUACAGACAAACUGCUCAAAGUUCAGCAAAUUAGUAGUACCCAAUAAUUGCAUCUAAAUAUUUAAAGGCAGGUCAUAUUUUCAUUUAGCCAAAAUGGUAAUGUAAGACAAUAUAUAAGUUACUCCAUUCAUCUCAAUGCCUGUAGGUGAAUGUGGUCUAUAAACCAUGGUAGUUCUAUGCAUAGUGUGAUGUUUUGAUAUUUAUCAUUAUAUUUUAUAGAGUAGAAUAGUGAGAGUUAUAUAAACUGUUUAUUGAACUGUGUGUGUGUGUGUGUGUUCGCGUGUAUAUGUGUGAUACUGUAAAUGUACUGUUGACAGAGAUCUGAACAUUUAGUGGGUUUUUUUAAUAGUUCCUUUUCAAUUUGAAGUUUAUAUUGAAAGAACUUUACAAGAGUAAGCCUAUCAAAAUCAAUGGACUGGAAUAAAACAGUACAUAUAUUUUGAGAUUUAAAUAAAAUUACAAAGAAUAUUGGAAUUCAAAAAAAAAAUCAUAAUUUGCAUGAUUAAAGACAUUAUAAAGACAUUAUAGUAAAAUUAAACUUAAAAUUAAAUGAUCGAAUUUGUUGAUCACUAACAUUUCUAUGUUAAGUUGUUAUAAUCGUUAUUUUAACACUUGAUGUUAUUAUGAAAGAAAUGUCAGGGAUUGAUUAAAUUGAUUUUUCAUCUGUCUGUUAUUAAAGAACCAUAAUGUCAAUGGUGUAAAGAAUAAUUAGUAGCUGUUUAGGUUAAAAGUCAUUAGACUAAGUAAAGUAAUAGUAAUAAUACUGAUGUAUGUGUAUUUAUUAAAGUCUUAACCACUGAUUCUUAUUUUAAUUGUAAUCUUUCAAUUCAUAUGACUAAGAUUAGUCAAAUAGGUGACUUAAAAUGGCUUUUUGUAACUGUAUUUUUUUGUGGUAUAGAAGAUAGAAUGUACUGUAUUUUUUUCUCAACUUUCAUUAAUAAGAGGUAGCAAAAUGCACCGUGGGAUAAUACAGUGUACAAAAUAGUGUAUUUGAAAAUAAUUUGUACUUUUUAUCAAUCUUUCCAAAUAGGUGUUUGAAAGUAUACAUUUUAAACUAUUGUACUAAUGGUUUUAGGGAUUUUCUAUAUUUUGUAUUGUUUCUGUUUCUGAACAUUUAAACACAGUAAUGUAUUAUCUUAAAAUAUUUUCUUUAUUUCACAGACAAUUGCAAUUACAUUCAGUGGAAAGGAAUGUAUUAGUUGGGCCAUCUAAUGGUACACAAUCAUAAAAAUAGACAGUUUUCACCUGUACCCUGAAUUAUCAUAUCAUUGGUAUUAUCAGCAUAAAUUAUUUAGUCAUUGAGAAAUACUAGUAAACAAAUAAGGAAAUAAAUGUUACCCGUUAGUUAUAAUGUGUUCUAUAGAAAUAUUUGUUGUUUCAUCUAGGAAGUGUCAUUGUGAAACAUGUAUGUAAGUCCAUUCAUCUGCCAAAAUGAAAAUCAUUUGAGAAAAAGUGUUAAUACUGUACUCUUACUGUAUUCGUAUCUGCGCAAAAUAUUUCUGCAAGUUAAAUACAUGUAAUACAUUCUGAAUGUUUACUUAGAACUUGACAAAUAUUUCGUUAAAAGACUGGAAUGUUGUUUGUUUUUUCAGAUCAGAGACUUAAAGUUAGCAUGAUGGAUUAGAAUAUGAAGAUUACUAGAAUAGAACUAGAUAAGUGUGACAGUGGUUUAGAUUUGUUAUUGUAAACAGUUACGUGUGGGACCUUGUAUAAAUAUUGUUGUACCAGUAAAAUAUGCUGUGUGACCUCAUUACACUCAUGUCCGUAAAUAAAUAAAAUGUUGUCAAUAAACAGAUGUGGAUGAUC